AUGGAUUCAUCCAGCCUCAUCAACUGUGAAAUGGAAAACCAAGGACAGAAACGAAGAUACGAGGACAAUCAAGAAAUAUCGAUCUACGAUUACUACUCCGAUUCCGCACAGAUUGAGACUCUGGAAUUCCAAAGACUGAAAGAAGAAAACGAAGCUUUUCGAAAGGAAAACCAGAUGCUGAAGGAUUCGGAAUGGAAGUUGAAAGAAUCGUUGAAAUGCUAUGAACUGAUGGCGGACAGGAGCUGCUGUAGCGGUACGAAUUUGGAGAAAGAUGAACAAAUCGAGAAUCUGAAGAAGGAGAUGGAGGAAUUGAAGAGUGCGUUUUGGAAGUCAUUGGCGGAACAAAUUCGGAUGAAAAAAGAUCUGGAAGAGUCGGAAGAAACGAGGAAAGAUGCGGAGAGAGCAAUUCUCAUGUUGCAUGAACAAUUGGCGAAAGAGAGAGCUAGAUCGGCCAGUCUCGAGCAAGAAUUGGAGGAAGAGAUCGAAGAUUUGGUAGAGAAAUUGGAGAAAUCGGAUGAGGCACUGAAAGAGGUGAAUAAGAAGAUGAAGGAACUGGAAGACAGUUCUUAUCGCUUUAAAAACAGACAAGUUAAAAGAAAACUCUUCAAGGAGAUGGACGAUGCAUUGGAGUUUGGAGAUGACGAGGAGGAAGAAGAGGUCAAAAAGAAGAUUAAGAUAAUGGAUAUCUUAUUUGAAAAUAGAGGAAGUGAUGAUGAAUUGUGA
Molecule: messenger RNA, 723 nt
Organism: Caenorhabditis remanei
Lineage: Eukaryota; Metazoa; Nematoda; Chromadorea; Rhabditida; Rhabditidae
Exons: 2
Coding region: 1-723 (240 amino acids)
Source: RefSeq, a predicted model, not a curated record